Laccaria bicolor S238N-H82 is the source of this 1116-nucleotide messenger RNA. RefSeq lists its product as uncharacterized. NCBI's taxonomy places the organism in Eukaryota, Fungi, Basidiomycota, Agaricomycetes, Agaricales, Hydnangiaceae. The transcript is spliced from 6 exons. Bases 1 to 1116 code for a protein of 371 amino acids. The record is from RefSeq and is a predicted model, not a curated record.
AUGUCCCUGUCCACUCAUUUACCAGUCAUCGACCUUGAUAUCUUCCUUGCUGGGCCUCGUGAUUCUCUGGCGGUGCUUCAAGAGUGUGAGAAGGCAGCGGAGGCUCUCAUCGUCUACGGUGCACUCGUAUUACACGACUCCAGGGUCUCUGAGCAAGACAAUUCCACGUUUCUCGAUCUGCUGGAAGAUUACUUCAGCCAGCCAGAGGCAGAUCUAAAGAAAGACGAACGUCCAGAACUUAGUUACCAAGUGGGCGUCACUCUCGAAAACACGGAGAAACCCAAGUGCGCCGUAGAUGAACCCUGUCUGCAUAUCAUCGAGCGCCUCGAAACAUCGGAAAGACCUCUGGAUAUCUCGGCUCAUCAACCUGAUCCUAAAUGCAGGUUCUUCUGGAAAAUGAGCGAGAAACCCCCAUAUGAAACACAAUUUCCUGGCUUGAACUCCCCCAAUGUCAUCCCACAAGCUGAUCAUCUGAAGGACCGGUGGCCUCAAACCAUGCAGAAUUGGGGUAAUUUCAUGAAGAAUGCUGUUGCUGACCUCGCCGACAUGGUGGCCAUCGGGCUUGGUCUAUCUGCCGAAACCUUCAGAGAUGCUGGAAGAUAUGGCCCGCACAUUCUUGCUCCUACUGCUUCCGACCUAUCGAAGUAUAGCGAGAAAGACACUAUUUUGGCUGGCUUUCAUUCAGACCUUAAUUUUUUGACCAUCCAUGGCCGUUCUCGCUAUCCCGGCUUAAAUAUCUGGGCACGCAACACGGGCAAACGUAUACCUGUCACUAUCCCGCAAGGCAAGAAUUUGUUGGUGCAAGCUGGGAAACAGCUUGAGCAUAUCACUGGUGGACUGAUCAAGGCAGGCUUCCACGAAGUUGUCGUCAACGAACAAACCCUUGCUGUCAUCGAGCAACGGAAAGUGCAAUUCCCCAAUCGACCCCUGAUUCGAAUUUCCUCGACCUUUUUUUGGCAUCUGUCAUCAGAUUAUGAUUUGGUGCCCAUAACCGCACUGGCCCAGCGAUCUCAGGAUUUUAAGACUGAUGCUGAAGAAGAAGAGACAGUUUACCCACCAAUGAAGGUGGGAGAGCAGGUAUCCAAUGAGCUCAAGCACAUCGCGCUAAUGGCCUGA